UGGAAUUUAUUGAUUUGAAACACUGGUUGAAGUCGAUACCUGAUGGCCAUGAAAAUAUAUUGAUGACGAUUUUUGUGUCUGCCUCUGUGUUGUCUCGCUUUCUCUUUGUACAUCUCGGUGUGUGUGUCUCUCUGUACCUCUGUGUCUCACUUUCUGUGUGUGUGUCUCUCUCUCUCUCUCUGUGUUUGUUACUGUGUGCAUGCACCCAUGUGUCUGUCUCUCUCUACCUCUCUCUCUCUCCACCCAUCACUGUCGGACCUUGUCCCAGGCCAGAGUGGUGUUGAUGACAUGAUAAUGUUGGAACAGAAAGCACAGCAGGCGGCUGGAGAAGCUGAUAAGGACAAACCCAAACUGAAAGAGAAGAUCCUCUUCGUCAGGAGUGACGCCUCUCGCAGUGAACUUGCUGAACUAGCCAAACAGGCUAACCCAGACGCGAUCAACAUCGAUGAUGAAGAGGGAGAUGGAGAACCAGACGAGGUGCAGCUCGAGCAGAAGAGCAUCCCUACGGCUGUGUUCGGAGGACUGAAGGACGACUGAACGCAUUAUCACUGAUGUUUAUCACAAACAUCACACCUCAGCAUCCUGUUAUAGACAGAAAUAGGAGAUAUUUGCCAAAUGCAAAUGAGCGGAUUUGAAUUGGUCGAGCUUCUGUACACUUCCUGCUGCUGAGUUAAUGGCAUGUCCGGUAUCUGCAUCAGCAUGAUGAGCAAAGUUCCAGAUAUGAACACAGGGGGACGCUCUUUCCACCGAUUCACACAAUCUUAAAGAAGGGGUUUUAGAACUUACUCUUGUUUUUGUCUGAGAGAUUCCUACAAACAGUUUUACGAUUUUGUG
Molecule: messenger RNA, 834 nt
Organism: Neoarius graeffei (lesser salmon catfish)
Lineage: Eukaryota; Metazoa; Chordata; Actinopteri; Siluriformes; Ariidae
Product: pre-mRNA-splicing factor SYF1-like
Exons: 3
Coding region: 208-537 (109 amino acids)
Source: RefSeq, a predicted model, not a curated record